AUGGACGGGAAGAAGGGCCCCAUCUACGACAUCCUCCCCCCCUCACUGGAGAAAAUAAAAAAAACGGACAGGAGAAGAAGCCAAGGUGAAGCGAAGGAACUGCCCCGUAAUGAGUUGGCACUGGGACCCCCCCAACGGGGUGCACAGCCCCUCAAAAUGGGUCCCACGCCACGGGAAGGGGCCAAACAAAUGAAGCAGCACACGGAGGAAACGAAGCAACACACGGAGCAAACGAAGCAACACACGGAGCAAACGAAGCAGCACACGGAGCAAACGAAGCAACACACGGAGCAAACGAAGCAACACACGAAGCACACGGGACACACGGAGCAAACCGAGAGGGCCGCUAACCACGUGGCCCAAAAGUACAGCAACGUCAUCUUAAGCAGCGACGAAAUCAGCGCCAUCAUCAGCAGCAACGCACACUUCAAAACGCUCGUCGAAAGUGAAAAGGUAUCCUCCUUUAUGGGGGAUUAUUUGGAGAACCCACUCGUGGCCAUAAAAAAACACGGGAAGGACGAAACGAUUGCUCAAUUCCUCGACUGCCUCUUCCGGUACAUGACGCAGAAGAGUCGCAGCAUUCACUUGGCCAACCUGCCCGACAACUUUACCAUCCCGCGGAGGUGA
This is a messenger RNA of Plasmodium vivax (malaria parasite P. vivax), 627 nucleotides long. RefSeq lists its product as hypothetical. The transcript has a single exon. NCBI's taxonomy places the organism in Eukaryota, Apicomplexa, Aconoidasida, Haemosporida, Plasmodiidae. The record is from RefSeq and is a predicted model, not a curated record. Bases 1 to 627 code for a protein of 208 amino acids.